Messenger RNA from Ilyonectria robusta, 1404 nucleotides. RefSeq names its product major facilitator superfamily domain-containing protein. The transcript is spliced from 6 exons. The coding region runs from base 1 to 1404 and encodes 467 amino acids. NCBI's taxonomy places the organism in Eukaryota, Fungi, Ascomycota, Sordariomycetes, Hypocreales, Nectriaceae. Gene Ontology annotation, biological process: transmembrane transport. Gene Ontology annotation, cellular component: membrane. Gene Ontology annotation, molecular function: transmembrane transporter activity. The record is from RefSeq and is a predicted model, not a curated record.
AUGGAAGAAACAACGUUCGGGGUCGACGAGAAAAAGCUCGUCCGAAAGCUGGACCUACAUAUCAUCCCGCUCAUCAUGCUCCUGUACACUUUCAGCUUCCUAGAUCGCGUCAACAUCGGGAAUGCUAGAUUGUACAACUUAGAGGGAGAUCUCGGCUUAGUCGGCAAUCAAUUUCAAAUCGCCGUCUCAAUUCUAUUUGUCACAUACCUUUUGUUCGAAGUCCCAAGCAACCUCGUUUUAAAGCCCUUCACACCGUCUCGGUGGAUUGCUUUCAUUGCUACCAGCUGGGGCAUAGUCGCAACCCUCACUGGCCUUGUCCAGAGCUUCGGCGCUCUCGUCGCGGUCCGAUUGAUCCUCGGCGCACUCGAGGCGGGCCUCUUCCCAGGUUUGAAUGUAUAUCUCACAUUCUUUUACACGAAACAGGAACUUGCCCUGCGUGUGGGUUACCUUUUCGUUAGUGCCGCGAUUGCGGGCUCAAUUGGAGGCUUGCUUGCCUAUGGUAUCGGCCAGAUGGAUGGCGUACAGGGGAUGUCCGGCUGGCGCUGGAUCAUGAUCAUAGAGGGUCUGCCAUCCGUUGUUCUCGGUGUUGCGACGUUCUUUCUCCUACCCAAUGACCCCGACAGCGCCUAUUUCUUGAACGAAAACGAGAAAAAGUUAAUGGUUGCACGAUUCCGUCGUUACUACGGCGAUACCGAGUCAGCGCAGCAAUUCAGCAAAAAGGAUAUGCUUGGGGCGUUCAUGGAUUGGAAGGUGUACAUGUUUUGUAUCGGCCAAUUUGGUGUAGAUACCAUGCUUUACGGUUUUUCGACAUUUCUCCCCACUAUUAUCAAUGGAUUGGGGGAGUGGACCACUGCUGAGGUGCAGCUCCUGACAAUUCCUUGCUACUUCCUGGGCGCUGUUACCUAUAUGAGCACAGCCUAUCUCUCAGACCGGCUGCAAAAACGAGGUAUUUUCUGUGUGAUAUUCGGCACGGUAAGCGUGAUUGGCUACGGGAUUCUCCUAAGUGAUAGCUCAGCCGGUGUCUAUUACUUUGGAUGUUUUACGAUUGCUGCUGGUUUAUACGUAGUUGUUGGAUUGCCGCUUGCAUGGCUCCCGACCAACUUGCCCAGGUAUGGAAAGCGCACGACUGCCAACGGUAUGCAGUUGACUACGGGGAAUGCCUCUGGAAUCAUGGCUCCGUUUAUCUUCCUCAGCGCAGAAGGUCCUCGGUAUACAAAAGGCAACGCGGUUUCGCUGUCAAUGGUGGUUAUGGGUACUGCUAUCUAUGGGUUCAUGUGGUUCUGGUAUUCGAGAGAGAAUAAGAGGAGGGAUCUUGCCGAGGCAAAUACGGCUGAGGAGGGAUCGACGCCAGCGGAGCUUACGGAGCUUGGCGAUUCCAGCCCGCUCUACCGCUACACUUGCUGA